AUGAGAAACUUGUUAAAAAAUCUUUGUAGUCAUAAAAGAGAUUUACAAAAGCGGUCACAAGAUUUAUUUAAAGACGAAGAUUAUGAUUUUAUCAUGGAUUUUCCAAAACGUUCAAUCGAUACACAAAAUCGCAAGAAACUAUUGUCAAAGAAUAUUGAAAUUCGUUCGCUUGCACUCUUCAUUUCUUUCAGAAAAGAUGCGAUUUGUGAAUGUGAAUUAGACGAUGAUCAAUUUCAUAUAUUUGGUUUUCAUCCUAUUUUUCGUGAUUUUUCCAAGCGCUCAAGAUCAUCAAAAACACGAGCUGCAACAGAAUUUGUUCAAGAAUGUGCAUUGAAUUGCUGGGCAAACGGGUGGAAUAUCGUAGUUUUAGUAUAUUCUAAUUCUAGAUUUUGUGAAGAUAUUACUAAAUUUAUAAAAGAAAUCCGUAGAGUUUGCGACAAUCUGACUUUGGAUAUUAUUAUCAUUCAACCAAAGAAUAAUGAAAAUAAUAAUGAAAAUAAAGAGAAUAAUGAUUAUAUUAAACAUUUUCAUACAAACGCUGGUCCCACUGCUCUGAUCUUUCAAGCUCAAAAAUUUGAAAAAGGUUGUUGGCUUCAAGAAAAAAUUCGUCUUGCUUGGAGCGCUCGUGGUGCAUUUAUGAUUGGUAGAAACAAUGAAAGUUCAAAACGUAAAGAUUGGGAGUCUCCAAAGCCACCAAAUGGCGAAAUUUUUAAAGAAGUUGUAAUGAAAAAAGCAAUUUUAGAGAAAUUCUCUCAACAUAAAUAUUUACGAUAUAAAUUACUUUCCACAAGUAAUGCAUCGUUAAUCGAACAUACUGAUAAUGAUUCUUAUUGGGGUGAUGGAGAGGUAUUAAACAAAUUUGGAUGA
This is a messenger RNA of Dentiscutata erythropus, 867 nucleotides long. Lineage: Eukaryota; Fungi; Glomeromycota; Glomeromycetes; Diversisporales; Gigasporaceae. The record is from the annotation of a GenBank genome assembly.